GUGGUGGUAGUAUGUAUGUAUGUAUGUUAUGACACUAAAGAUAUCAGUGUGCUAAUGUAUUAACUGGCGCCAAAAUAAUGUGUGCGUGGUUACUCAGAUGAACAUCUCGUGAAGUUACUUGCCGUAUGAAGUGUGCCCUUUGUCUUCAACUUUGAUUUUUACAUACGUCUUAUCUCUGACAUUUAGUUUACAAACGUGAGAACUAGAAACGGUCGCAAAAUUAAGGCAACAAUGCAUAUUUUCAAUUUUUUGGUUAUUGUGUGUGUAAUUUUGGUUACUAACUUACAUACGUGCCUUGUAAAAGCUCUAGAAAAGGAAAUGACAGUUAAUAUUGAUGCUGGAAGGGAAGAAUGCUUUUAUGAGAAUGUUAAAGACGGUCAACUGUUGGAGGUGGAUUAUCAGGUUAUAGACGGAGGUCAAGGAGAUCUAGAUAUAAAUUUUCGCUUAUAUGCCCCAACAGGACGUACUAUAGUGGCUGAUUAUAAGAAGGCAGAUAAUACACAUAGGAUAGUCGCUGUAGAGGCUGGAGAUUACAGAAUGUGUUGGGAUAACAAGUUCAGUACAUUUAGUAGCAAAACAGUCUUCUUUGAAAUUCUAGCUGAUUAUGAAGGCCAAGCUAGUGAUCCUUGGAAUGAUGCAUUGGAAAAUUAUGAAGGCUUGAGUCCGGAAGAAGUAUAUGAUGUUGAAGCUCAAUCUAUAGAGGAAAUAAUACUCAGAGUUCGCUCAAAUCUAAAGAAGGUGCAGCAUCUCCAAGAACAAACUCGUGCAUUUGAAGCAAGGGAUCGAAAUGUAGCAGAGAGCAAUUAUGUUCGUGUAAAUGUUUGGUCUGUUAUACAGAUUAUUGUAAUGCUUGUGGUUGGAUUUAUUCAGGUUGUUAUGGUGAAGAGCCUCUUUGAUGACAAAUCCUGCCUACAUCAAAUAUGGAAAAAGGUUUAUUCUUCUUGAAUUUUGUGCUUUCCAUGUGUGCUGCUCCAACAUUUCUUUUGGUUUUUAGUCUAUGGAACAUGCAGUCUGUGUAGCAGUUUGAUGUGGACUUCAGGAUCUUAAUGUGAAGACUGCAGAUCAAUUAUAUUUGAGUUAUCAGUUGAACUGAAUUUGGUUGAAAGAAAGAGUUGGAGUACUAUUAAGAGACAUAGUGAAGGCCCUUAAUUCCUAGUGUAUCAAUGCCACAAGUAGGUGGGACAAAUGUCCACCUUAAAAGAUACAACCAGAUGUUCAAUGUUAUUAAUAAGAAAUGCAUUCAUAAAAUGCAACAUUUUAGAUUGGUUGUUUGUCAUUUUUUGUCUUCAAGUAUCAGCAGAUUUAAUGUGUAUGUAAGACUAAAUGCAUUGUAAAAUUCGUAUCUGAACUUUAAUUAAUUGUGUUUGUAAUACUCCAGUAUGUUGUUUGGAAACCACUGCUAUUUCCACUAUAUGUUUGUAAAAAUAGUGUUUUCAUUUGAAGCAGCUAAGAAGUACUGGUAGAUUGGAGAUAGGUCAUGUACCUAGGUACCUCAUUGCCUCUGAAAGCUGAGACUCUGUGUUCAACUUACAAUCUGACACACAGUAUGAAUCUGCCAGGAAGUGUCGUAAGUGAAUAGAUUGAACUGCAGCAUGUUUUGUCUGUGUGUAGUGUUGUAGUGUAGUGUCACUUUGUGUAAGUUGUUUUAACAGCUUCCUCUUAACAUGACGCCAUAUCAAAAAAUCUGAUGAACAAACAAUAGGUUUACUGUCUGAUUAAAAGUAGUUACGUAUCGAUGCACUCAUUUUAUUUCACAUUUCUCUUUAUUUUCACUCAGAGUUCACAGGGUGUUACUUUUAAACUGUAUCAGAAGCCUCAUAGAGAAGGUGAUUUCAGGAUACAUGAAUACUCAUCUCUGGGAAGAUUUUCCUGAACUCAAGUUAACUGAAGUGGACAUUAUGUAAUGAAAUGUUGGCAUCAAAAUGUCUUCUGUAUUGAUUAACCUUUUAUUGUUUUUGUUUGUUUGUGUGCGUGUGUGCAGACUGUCAUCUAGAUGCACAAAUACAACUUCAGUGACAGGGUAGUGGAUGAUGAGUGUUGCGUUCUGCAGAUAUGACUGAGUAUUAUUGGCUGCCAAUGAUUAUCCAGAGUGCAGUAUAUUAUGUAUGUCUUCCAUAUUCAGUGUCACCUAGUUAUAGCAAAUAGUGCCAAGAUGAUAGUAUUUGUUUUGUGGCAGAAUGUGCAGCAUAUUGACAAUGCCUAUAAUAGUUACGGAUUCCCUCUGUAAAUCUGUUCAACAAGCUCAUUUAUGGCAUUUAAGGAUUAACAAAGACAUAGAGUUAAGUUAUCUACAUAACAUAUUGCACUAAACAUGACUAGAAAUCCUAGAAUGCUGAGUGAUGCAUAUAUAGGUCUUCCAGAGGGCAAGAUCUGUAUCUAUAUAGAAAAUAUAAUUGUUCUGAUAUUUUAGUGGUUCUAGUUUUAGAAUUCCAGAGUGUGAUGCUCAGUAUUUAAGCAACAAGGUACAUACAUUUUUUCCACUUAUUUAGGUGGUAGAUUCCAAUGUUUGUUCUCAUAGGGGUGAGUUAUAGUUAAUAUCACCCUCCAGUUUCUGUUAUAACUGCAGUGAUGUGCAGAAUGGUGCUUGUUUUUAUAAACAUCUGCUUCUUUGCAGUUUUGUGUUGCCUCAACAUGGUUAUUUUUGGUGCUGUUUUGGUAAUGGCCUCAUUUACUUGCUGGUUACAGUACACUUCUGGGUGUAAGUGGUUCUUAAAAUUUGUUUUGGAAGAACUUCUGUGAAUGAUUUCCCCCCAAAAAAUUAUUUCCAGCUGAUAUGCCACAUUGUACAGAUAAUCUUACUGAGGAUGUGGCUUCUCCAAGAAAAAAAUAUGUUGCUAAUGAUAUUCUUGAAAAUUUUAUAUUUGGUUGACUGCCUAGAUGUUAAUCUUCCUGAAAAUGCAUAUUUUAGCUCUUGCAGCAUUAUUUUCUUGAGGAUCUUGCACUUCUCCAAAAUAUUGCUCUUCGUAUCAUUUUUCAUUGUAGGGGAAAUGUAUGUGUUUAAGUCAUCUCUCUUUUGACUAGUUCGAUAUGGCUGCCACAAAUUCCUCUCCUUGCCAGCCUCCUAAUUUCAGAGUAGCUCUUGUAUCCAAUGUCCUCAAUAAUUCAUUGGAUUUAUUCUAGUUCCUGUCUUCCCAUACAGUUUUUACCAUCUACGGAUCCCACUAGUACAAUGGAUGUCUUUAACACAAGUCCUAUCAUCCUGUUUUGUCUUCUUUUCAGUAUUUUCCAUAUAUUCAUUUCUUUGUCAUUUCUAUGGAGGACUUUCUUAUUCCUUAUCUAUAAGGCCGCCUAAUUUUCAACAUUCUUCUGUAGCUCCAUACCCAAUAUGCUUCAAUUCAUUUGUGUUCCAGUUUUUCACAGUCCAUGAUUCAUUACCUGCUCCACACGUACAUUCUCAGAAAUUUCUUCCUCAAAUGUGUAUGUUGAUGCUAACAGACAUUUUUUAGCCAUCAACCUCCUCUUUGCAUGUGUUAGUUUGUUCUUUAUGUCAACUUUGCUUUGCCUAUCAUGGAUUAUUUCGCUUCCAAGAUAGCUUUGUCUACUUGACGAUACCAGUUUUGAUGUUAAGCUUCUCACUGUUUUUAUUUCUCUGCUACGUCUCGUUACUUUCUUCAAUUUACUCAUAAUCCUUAUUGUGUACACAUUAGACUGCUCAUUCCAUUCAACAGAUUCUGUAAAUCUUCUUCACCUUCACUGAGGAUAACAAUGAUGUCAGUAAAUUUUAUCACUGAUAUCAGUCAAAGAAUCUUAUCAUCCAUAUCCUUUAACCCUGAAUUUUAAUCUUACUGUUGAAACUUUGUUUUUGUUUCCAGCACUGUUUUUUCUGUACAUAGACUAAACCAGGUCUUUUCAACCUUUUCAGCUGGUGGACCCCUUCUUCAGUCGAAAGCCCAUGGCGGACCCCUAGUCUGUUCCCAAUGACACCCCCCUCCCCACUCCCCCAAAGUAUCAGUAGUGUUUGGUUUAGAGAUGAAUGAAAACAACUUGAAGGUCAAAAAUCGACUUAUGAAAUAGGUAGUGCACUGACAAAGCAAGUUUAAUAUUUAAUGAUGCCUGGGACUUCGUACGUGCCAGCAAGUGCUGUGAUUGGUUGACAAAGCUCGCUCCGCGCAUGCGUAAAAGGUUUCAGCGCAUCUACCGCUGUGAGCCGGCGCACAAACAACCCCCGUAUUGUUGCGAAACAAUCGAUCAGAGAAGCCGCAUUCUCUGGCACUAAACUGUGUAUGCGUUCUCACUUAGGAACCGCAAAGGCUGCUUGGGAAUAUGACCUGAAGUAAAAGAACACAUUUUUUUACACAAAAAAAAUAGUGAUGAAUUUGAUUUUCACAUUUUUAUUCAAUAAUUUUAUUCAUUAUUUUACGCGAUUUGGUGAAGGGUGGCCGCGGACCCCCUAGAAAGAGCCGGCGGACCCUUAAGGGGUCCGCGGACCACACGUUGGGAAGCCCUGGACUAAACAGUAGGGACAAAAGACUGCACACCUUUAAUCUGAGCACUUUGUUCUUAGUUUUGUAAUCUUAUUGUCUUAUCUUGGUUCUUGUACAGAAUGUGUAUUACCCAGCAUUCCCUAUACCUUACCCAUAUUUUUUCAGAAUUUUGAACAUCUUGCACCAUUUUACAUUUUGAAACACUUUUCCAUUUCAACAGAUCCUAUGAUCCUGUCUUGAUUUUUAUUCUGUCUUGCAUUCGUUAUCAAUUGCAAUGGCAGGACUUCUUCUCUUGUGGCUUUACCUUUCCUAAAGCCAAACUGAUCAUUGUGUAACAAAUCCUCGAUUCUCUCUUAUCCAUUCAUCUGCAUAUUAUUCUUGUCAGCAACUUGGGAUUCAUGAGCUGACAGCAAUAAUUCACACUUACACCUGCUCUUACUAUCAAUGGAAUUGUCUGGAUGAUGUUUUCUGAUGGUAUAUCAUCUGUCUCAUCAACUCUUCACACUAACUUGAAUAAAUGUUUGGUUGCUGCUUCCCCAGUGAUUUUGGUAAUUGCAAUGUAAUAUUGGCUAUCUCUUCUGCUGUAUUUGAUCUUAAGUCUUCCACAGCACUUUUAAAUUCGGGCUCUAAUACUGAAUCCCCUAUUUCUUCCAUAUAUUCUAUGAAAUCAUCAGGCAGUGCCACUGCCAUAUAGGCCUUUAGUGUAUUCAUUCAACCUAUCAACUCUCCUCUGCACUUAACAGUGGUGCUCCCAUUGUACUCUUAAUAUUGCCACCCUUGCUUUUCAUUUCACCAAAGGCUGUUUUGACUUCUCUAUAUGCUGCAUCAGUUCUUCAAAUGACCAUUUCUUUUUCGAUUUCUUCACACUUUUGCUGCAGCCGUUUCACCUUGGCUUCUGUGCACUUCCUAUUUAUUUCAUUCCUAAUUUAUUUGUACUUCUGUGUUCCUGUCUUUCCCCGAAUAUUUUUAUAUUUCUCUCUUUCAUCGAUCAGUUGAAGUAUUUCUCCUGUUACUCAAGAUUUCUUCACAGUUACCUUCUGAGUAUCUAUGUUUGUCCAACCUUUGUGAUCUCUCUGAGUUGUCCACUCCUCUUCAAUUGAACUGUGUACUGUGGUUUUCCGUAUUGCAUUAUCCAUGUGUUUAGUGAACUUCAGACUCAUCUCAUUAUUCCCCUGUAAGUUAGUAUCCCACUUUCUUCCACUCUGAUUCUUCCAGAUGAUUCUCUUAGACUUCAAUUUACUCUUCAUCUUUACUAAAUUGUGUUGUGAAUUUAUACCUGCUCUUGGAUAUGCCUUACAAUCCAAUAUCUGAUUUCGGAAUCUUUCUCUGACCAUGAUGUAAUCCAUCUGGAAUCUUCCAAUGUCUCCAGGCCUCUUCCAAGUAAACCUCUUCCUCUUGUGAUGGUUGAACAGGGUAUUCACUAUUACUAACUGAAAUUUAUUGCAGUCCUCAACUGAUCUUUCUCCCCUCUCCUUGCUACUACCAAGUCCAUAUUGCCCUAUAACUCUUUUCUUCUACUACUACUCCUGCAAUCACAUUCCAAUCCCACAUGACUAUUAGAUUAUUACCUCACUUUACAUGCUGAAUUUGACAAGGCCAUUGGCAGAAUGAGGGUGACUUCUUAUGCUGGAAGUCUUUGGUCACUUACAGCUGAUUUUUAUUCAAAACAUGGGGGAUGUUUUGAUUAUUAGUGAAGGAUGCUCCCUCUUGACUUAACGGUAACUUAGAUGUAUUUGUUCACUUUGUUAGUUUAUUGCCAGGGCUCAGAAGGUCAAGAGAUCUGUUCCUUUUGAUUUUAGCUUUACCACCUAUUGUUCAAAAGACUGUGUUAGACACAUUUUCUUGUCUCCUGUUGAUAAUUUAGUGUCUUGUUGAGUAAAUUUAUGAACAAACAGUCCUGCAGGCAUCACAAAUCAUUUCACUUCAUAGUUACAUCCAGUUCUCUUACACUUAACUGUAUCAGCUUAAAAUGUAUUCUGAUUUGUUUUGGAAAUAUUACGUGCAACAUUAACUUUGGAAAUAAGGAAUCCACUGAUUGGAAGAGAAAUAGUGGAUGAUAAAUGCAAAUGUAUGUUUACAUAAUCAUUCCAUCCCCCUGAAUUCAUCACCUCUACUUGAACUCAUUACAUCCACCUGAAUUCAUCACAUCAGUUUUAUCAGCAAGUUUUUCACAAAAGCAUAGUCUCACAUCAUGACAGGAAAUGAAAGCUGGUUCUUCCUGCCAACUUACAGACAUGUGGCACAUAAAUUUUGUGUUGAAGUUUCACUUAAACAGUACCAUUUGCAGUGUUCUAGAUAUAGAUGUGUGUAGUAGUUGUGAACAGUCCACAUUCUGUUGUGAUGUUGGGUAAUAACAAACCAGUUGGACUCAUGUAUUCAUAUUUAUAAGCAGCAGGAUUCAAAUUCCUGAUCAUCCUGGUGUAUAUUUUCUGUUUACCUAAAUUACUGCAGUUGAACACUAGAGUGCUUUUUCAUGAACUACAUGACUGAUUUCCUUCAUUAUCCUUGUGCAGUCGAGCUAGUAGUCAGUUUCUGAUGAUGUCAGUGUUGAUAGAAUGUUAACCUGUAACCUACCUACAUUCUUCCAUUCACAGAGCUGUUGUGGGUAACUCUUCUUGAAUUGCAGUAUUUCUCUAUGUUCCAGAAUAGUGUCCCUGAAAAUGUGCAGCCUUUGCACAUCAUGCAUGACAGUUUUUAUAGUUAAAUUAUUUUGUCCGUAUUAUCUCCAUAAACUGUAUUUCCAUUUCUCACCGUUUUCAUUGACAGUUUAAUUUCUUUCAUUUCAGUUCUUUCAUUUGUUGUUACUUCAUAUCUGUUGUACUUGCAGCAGAAAAAACUUGAAGCAUUGGCUCUAAAAGUAAGUAUACAUUUUGGUGGACAGAUAAUCUUUUCAGAAAUAAAAAGUCUUCAUGAAUAGUGAAGCAAUCAUGUGAUAGUAGUUGUCAUUAUUACCCAGUUCUUUGUGGAGUCAGUCAUGCAUGACGCACACAAACCUGUGUAAAUGAUAAUUCUACAUGUAUCCAUCUGAAAAGUUAGAGUAUGCUGUUUAAAUGUGCAUAAUAAUAUUGAUUAGUCAGGCACCUCAAAUGUGUAGGAUUAAUUUAUGCUAAUUAUUUAUGUAAAGUCUGCUUUGUUAUUAUUUUGCCUCGGUAAAUUUUAUGGUCUUCAUUGAAAUUUUUUGUUUCACUUUCUUGUGUUUUCAUGACAGUUCAGUAAUUGUAUUUAUAUCUUUUUAUAACAACUUCAAAAAUAGUGACAUUGUAAGUGAAUAUCAGUAAAUUAUAAAUGUUAAUGUUUUAAUCGUAAGAUAGUCCCUGUACUGUUUAUAUCCAUUACUCAUAUUGUUAAAAUAAGAAUCUAUUUAUGGAGGACUCAGUUCUGCACCCACUGUAUGCUGGACCAAUGUCAAAAUUUGCACCUACCUUGAAAGAAAUGUUUGUUAUGUAAAGGAAUGUCCAUUGUUAGAGCAAUGGUGUACUAAAUGACUUCUGGUAGACAUUAUCUAGUUUCACCAGCGAAAAUGAUGAUCUCAGUCAGUAAAGUUUUAAGUGAUUAAGUAUAGGAGGAAGUCACAUGCACAGUAGAAUCACCAGGUCUUUAAAUCCGUUUAUUAAUGUUGUUAUUUGUUGACAUAGUUUUGGAAUUUAUAAUUUUGUAUAUGGAAUGAUGUCAUAGCUUGUUGCAAAUUUUUUUGUGCUAGUUGACAUCUAGCUCACUUGCAAGAGUGCUAUCAGUGCCAUUGAAACUUAUUUCUUUUUUAAAAUAUUACAAGACAGACAUUCUCAUUGUGCAAAUUAUCCUUGCCUUUAUCAUUGGCAGUAGUUGGUUUGAUCCAUACCAACUACCAAAGCAAGGCCAGAUUAUUUAAUACAUACACAUUUAAGAAUACUUUUGAAGCUUUCUCAGUGUGAUUGGUUGAUGGUUUGAAACAUUUAGGGAAUCAUCAAAUUAUUAGAAUUCUGGAAAUGAACCAUUCAAAUGCAAGGCUGUUUGUUGUUAAGUGCAAUGAUCUGAAAUCAGUAACCUCAUUAGGCUUGGGAAUUUUGAAGAAGAGUUAUUAACAAGCAUGUUAAUUAUUUGACUUUAUCUUGCCGCACACAUUUGUGGGAUAGCCUUUUGAAUGGUUAACACCUGACUCAAAUGAUAGUAUUGUGAUUGCCACAACAAAACAUUUGUUUUGUGUGGAUUGGUUCAUAACUUGACUUUUAAGUGGAAUUGUGGAAUUAUAAUAACUGCCAUUGCAACGUUGUUGCCCAUACUGCAUAUUAUAGCAUAUGGCAGUAAGAAUAAAUGUACUUUGUAUAUAAGUUUGUGAGAUGUAAAAUCUGUGAACUGAAUGUAGUGAGAAGCAGAAAAUGUGUAGUGACUUUCAGGGAGCUUCGUACUUUAUAAGCAGAACACAUCAGUGGGUAUUGCUGUGAUAUAUUUUGUGAUGUAUGAGGCACAAGCUGACCUGUAUUUUAGGGGUUGUCGGAUUUAUGAAAAUUAACCACCAAAUGAGAAGCUCAUUAGUUUGGAGACAGUGUGUUCAUUCACUGGAAUUUGUUUUCCUUUCUCUUGCCAAUAUUAAAUGUCAUUUAAAAUGACAGAGAUACUACAAUUAAGACUGAAAGAAUAGUUAAUAACUGCAGAUCUUUUAUUUCAAAGAGAUAACAGAUUGAUAGUAUGAUUUGUAUGCUACUGCCUAUCAUAAAAGUAGCUAUUUAAUUUAUUUGCUAGUCAUGUAAUUUUGUUUACCAAUAACUGUGUUUUUAUUUUCCUGUAUUUACAUAUGGCCAGUGUAAUAUAUGACUGUAACAGAAUGGUAUUGUCUUAUUAUUUAUAUUCUGAGAACACCAGGACUCAGGAAUACCACAUAUAAACAGCUUUGUAUCUUGCAAAUUUGAAAGUCUCUCUCUCUCUCUCUCUCUCUCUCUCUCUCUCUAUCUCUCUCUCUCUCUCUCUCUGGUGAUGAUAAUUUUAGUGUACGUGUAGUGUUCAACAUUUUGAGUUAAUGUCAGAUCAUAUAUAAAUGAUAAAUGUAGCACUGCAGUAUAAGCUUUAUAGUCUUUACCACAUUUGCUCAGAAAUGUAUGUAGCUGUGCCCUCACCAUAAAAUACACUAUGAGGUACUAUAGACUUUUUAAUUCAGUUUAUUAAUUUUUACUUCCUUACCCAUUAUUGAUUUAUUAACUCUUUUGACAAUGUAAGUUUGAGUUGAACUAGCUGCAUCAUUUUAUUGAGGUUGCAGUAUGGGUAGUGGCUUGUAAAUGGUAACAACAUUUUUUUAAAAAUUUUGUUGGAUGUUGUCUUUUCACCUUGUUUUUCAUAACUACAGCAGAAAAGAUAGCUCUUUUUACAAAGGAGAUCUAUCCUAUAACAUGAAAAUAUUAUCUGUUGGAAUGUUAGUGGUUUGUUUAUCUUGUUUGUUGGAGAUUUAAUUUUUGCCAUUGACAGUACUCACUCCAAAAUGCAUUUUUCACAAACAAAAGUAGCUCUUUUGAAUAGCAGAGGAAAUUUCUUAAUGCCCCUUUGAAUGCACUAUAUGAUUCAUUCUAGAAAACAAACUAAUGUCUGGUUGCUAGUAAUGCAAACAAAAAAUUCUAAUGUAACUAUAGAGGCUUAGUCCUCAAAACAUGGUUGUUUGAUAUCAAUUUGUAAAUGUGUACAGUUAGUUGUAUUUCUCAGGUAUUCCCUUGUUGACAAGGAAUUGAGAAAAGUCAGGGAAAAUCAAAUUAUAAACAAGAUGAUAUGUGAAGUAGGGGUUGACAAAAUGGAUAUUGGAUAUAUACUGUUUUUUAGCUUAAAAUAUUCAUCAACUUUGGUAAUUAGAAUAAUGUUGAGCUAUUGGUUAAUUAAAUUUUUACCAUCACAAAGAUCAGUUCCUUGUCUUCUGUUGUGGGAAUUUUGCUGUGUAAGAGAAGUAAGUUCAUUGGUUAGCUGUAUGUUUUUGAAACUUUUCCACAUCAUUCUUUUCAAAUAGUGUCAAUUAAAAUGAUGAGAAGGGAAAGAAGUAAGACACAGAAUUCCAUACACGUUAUUCUGACCAUGAGUUUUGUGUGAAUCAAUACAAUUUGAUCUAGAUAUUGCUACUAUUGAGCUAACAUAAACAGAGGAAAAAUGCAACAAUUACUUUGGCUGAUUUUGCAGGUGGUACAAAUAUAUUUUAAUUAGUGAAGAAAUAAUUUGCCUCCUUCCUGUAGCUUCCAGCCCUUAUUUAAUUAUUGCCAUUGACAGUACUCACUCCAAAAUGCAUUUUUCACAAACAGAAGUAGCUCUUGUGAAUAGCCUCAUAUUAGUGUAUCAGAGCAAAUGCUAGGAGACGUCUAUUGCAUUACGAAAAUCAAAUCAUAGUCAGAAGCCAUUACUUGAAUACAGAAUAGCAGUGAUACUGAAAUGCUGCUUGGGCAGCAGCAGCAGCAGCCAUGUGUCAUGCACUGUUGGAUAAAGGCUUCUUCUAUACUUCUCCAUACAUUUUGGCCUACAACCAUAUUAUUCUCACUUGGUUUAUAGUAAUGUCUAGUCACCUUCUAAUAGGUUGUUAACACUGUCUUUCAUAUUUUGUGGCAUCUUACAAAUUAUUUCCUUGAAUCAGAUGGAUGUGUGCCAUGCCCACUUGAACUUUAUUUUGAGUGAAGUCGUGUCGUCCCAUCCAGUUUCUUUUUCCCUGCUCCAUGUUUCUUGUCUCCUCUAGCAUUUCUCAUCUUGCAUUUGUGUUGCUCAGUGGAGAACGGUAAGUUUGUAAUGGUUUUUGCAUUGAAAGCCGUGUCUUAUUGCAUUAAGUCAACAUUACUGCUAUACAACUAUUGUAGAUUUUCCAUUCCAGGGAAAUAUCUGUCUAGUUUAGCACCCUUAUGCCAGUUAUGGUCUUCCAUUUGAUUUAUUUCUAUUUCCAUCUGUUCUCAGUCUUCAACUGACCAAAGCACAAAAAUUCACUGGCUUGUUCUUUGAUGUCAUUGUUUCUUUGUUUUCUUUUCUUUUUUAUGUGUUGAUGAAACAUUACCUGAACCUUAUUGUGAUUGAAUUUUGAGCCUCCUUUCAAACAUGUUCUAUUAAGCUUUUUGUUUGAAGUUUAUCUGUACUAGAGACAUACAGUAGGGUACAAUUCAGCAGAAGAAAAGUACUACAGGCAUGUUCAGUCCUUAUGCCAGUUUAGGGAUCUGAAAACCUCAGCGAGGGCCAGUGGUACUGUGUGUGUGUGUGUGUGUGUGUGUGUGAGAGAGAGAGAGAGAGAGAGAGAGAGAGAGAGAGGGGGGGGGGGAGAGAGAGAGAGGGAGAGGGGGGGGGGGUGGAUGCAUGCAUGUGAGCUUACCUCUUAAUCAUGUCUUUGAGAAGAGGAAUAUGAAAGGACAAGGAAUAAUGCAUCCUGGGAAUGAGUGAGUACAUACAAUGUGAAUAAAAGAUUUUUCUAUGUAGUAAUCUUUGUGUAUUUUCAUGCAGUGCUUUUGUGCUAGGCUGUGGAAAGCAAUGAAUUGAAUAGAAGCAGUUGUCAAUAUUUAUACAUACAAAAAGAUCAAAUUGUGUUGUUAUUAUGAUUGGCUUAUAUUAACUGCAUUUGACAUUUUGUGGUUGUAUUCAGUUUUUUGUUCUGCAGCAAUCAGUUUUAGGUUCCUUGUGUAGUAUUUAAAAGGAAACUAUUAUUAGUUUGUCAGUUGACAUCAAACAAAUCGUUUUUAACUAACAGAAAGACUUACUGUUAUAAUUUUGAAACUGAAUAUUUUGAUUGAAAAGGUGCAUUAUCAAGGGUAUCAGAACAUUUAUUUUAGUUAAAAAAUAAAUUCAAAGGGAGCGCUAGUUUGGAACAAAAAUGGUACUACUUUCAGUAAGAUAUUAAAGUGUAAGUUCGCAAACUGAAUGAAAGCAAAAAAACAAUAUCAGUUCCUUAGCCAGUGAAAUUAAGUGAACUGUCUUUUAAGUUGGCAGUUUAGAGAAAAUGUGUGGAUGACAAAGAUGUUAGUGACUGGUUAAGAAAAAUGAUGUAAAAAUAUCAGGAGUUUCAAAAUUUAUAUAAUGUCAUCAACUUUUAUAACUAGUUAUAAAAGGUGAAAGUUGCAGUUCAGUGGAACCUCAGACUAAUUAUUUCAUUAUAUACUUUGUUUCUAAAAUGUAUAUUUGAUUCUUUGACAAUGUAUUUUCAGCAGGUAACAUUGGAACUGUUCUAUUUUCCAAAUUCCUUCAUCUUUAAUAAGAAGCUAUGACAGUGGAACAAAUACAUAAAAAAUUAGUUUUAUAAAUUUACCUUUCAAAUGUUGAUAUCUCUGGUUUUAGUCUUUCAUUUAGUCAUUCAGUUUGCUGCCAUAACUUUAUAAUGUUUACAGUAAUUCAGUGUCUUGCAAAUAUAUAAGGUGUGGUACAAUAAUUCUGUAUUAUCCUAGACAUGUUUAUCACCUUUUCACUUAAAAAUGGGACUGUGUGAAUCUGAUAAUGUUAAGUUCUCUGGUUUAACUUCAUUGGUAAGAGUGAUGGCAAAUGAAAUUUAUUGUGUGGAGUAACCCAAGUCUUCAGGUAUAAAAGUAUAGUGUGGCUUUCACUAACCAUAUUAUUCACUGGAGCAUUGGUGCAGAGUCAGUAGUUUAUUUUAUGAGGUAUGCUAGUGUAUGUGUGAGGGGGGUGAUGUGCACAUGCACAUCUUAAAUUCUGUGUACACUUCCACUUGCAAAAUGUAUGAUAACAAGUGUUUUCUGUUACAAACCUCAGAUAAUGCACCUGUCAGUUAUUGGUGCAGAGAGAGAGCAAUAAGUAAUGUAGAAACUUCUCCAAAGUUUAUACUGUGACAAGCUACUAUAAUUUUUAAUGCUAAUAUCCGAUGAACAGACAUAAGUGUACUGCCAAAUUAACUAAAAAUAAUAUACAUCACUUAAACAUUGUAGAACUGUGUUUUAUGUGUUGAUUGAUGAAAUGUUCAUUGGCUGUUAAUAGUACACAAGUGUCAUUUAAAUAUUUUAUGGCUAUACGUGAGUGUAUAUUAUACUCUGGAAACAUGGAAAAAUAAUUAAAACAGCAAACAGAACUAAUUGGAUAUUGUUUUGGUUGUGCUCAUUACCAUUGUGAAGUAGUGUAAUAUCUUAGACAUUACCUGUUGUUGGUCUUGUGUGUUCAAGCUAUUGAGGACACUGAAGUACUACUACUACCACUACUACUACUACUGCUGCUGCUGCUGCUGCUGCUUCUGAUACUAUUUUCAUCAUGAAAUUUAAAAUUUAUUUUUAAAACAGUUGCUGUUUGUAAUUAUCAUUGAAGACUAUCCUUUCUUUCCUUGCGAAUGUAGUGGUUAAUAUGUAUCACUUUGUUAUAAUUUAUGCUAUUUGGAUGUUGAGAUGUGAGAGGAAUCUAUCAUGUAAAUGGAUAUCGUUACGUAAAUGUGAAUAUAUCAUGAAGUGUUACACUGAUUCAGUGUACCAUCAUGCACUUUUGAAAACAUAAGUACAUGAAAAUGUGAGGUGGAUGUGUGUUGUGAAUUAUUAGUAUGCUGUUAUUUCCUGUAUAUUGACACAAAAGUGUGUUGUUGAAUCAAAGUGAGAUCUUUUAUGCACAAAAAAGAAUAACAAAGUAAAACAGAAAUGAUCUUGUGUGAUUUUUGUAAAUAUCUAGUCAGAAUAAAUGAAUAAGCACAAUAUCAGGGCUGCUGGUACACACACACAAAUAAUUUUUGUUCACAGUCAUCUGAAAUUGUAUUUGUAGCAUUUUUAUUGAAUGAGAGUGUGUGUCCAUGCCUGUUUUCACCUGUUAUUUCCUGUUUUACAACUGUUAUGAAUACCUGACUAGGGCACUCUGUGAUUUUUUGUAAUACUGUGUAUUUUUCCUAUAUUGUACAGUGUUGUACCGCAAAAGGCUUUAAAAUAAAAUAGUCUCUCAUUUAUUAUUCA
Messenger RNA from Schistocerca gregaria, 14269 nucleotides. RefSeq names its product transmembrane emp24 domain-containing protein 1 (gene opm). The transcript has 6 exons. Gene Ontology annotation, cellular component: Golgi apparatus; COPII-coated ER to Golgi transport vesicle; endoplasmic reticulum-Golgi intermediate compartment. Gene Ontology annotation, biological process: intracellular protein transport; endoplasmic reticulum to Golgi vesicle-mediated transport; Golgi organization. NCBI's taxonomy places the organism in Eukaryota, Metazoa, Arthropoda, Insecta, Orthoptera, Acrididae. Bases 232 to 945 code for a protein of 237 amino acids. The record is from RefSeq and is a predicted model, not a curated record.